GGCUACCAGCCGGCAGCGGGGCUAAGCUUGCUGCGAGUGCGUGAGUGCGUGUGUGUCGUGCCGGGGCACCUAGUGAGACCAGGCUGGCGAUGUGAACACGUCUCUUUACGGACAGUCGCCGGCAACGACAUGGGCUGCGUUCAGUCCUACUUCAGAAAGGGUUCGUAUGAUGUCUACGAAGCGCACAGCGCAGGUCUGUCGCCGUCUUCGACGCAGGGCUCAGAUAAGCCGCCGCUCAUCGGCAACUCCACCGACGAGGACGCUCUGCUCGACAAAGACCUGGUCAUCGUCGACGCCAACGAGGUGAAACUCGCCCAGCAGCAGGAUGGCGAAGCUGAGAAGAAGCCGGAAGCCGAGAGGAAGAAGUCUGGAGCUAGCGACAGCGCGGCCAAGCCCGUAGCGGCAGAGAAGACAGACGAGAUCAAGUCCAAUGUGUCCAGCGCGGGAGCCAAGUCUCCGGCCAGGAGCGCCGUGCGGCCGGAGGACGUCAUCACGGCGGCCCCCGCGCCGGCGCCGGCUCCGGCGCCUGAGAAGGAGGGCGAGGGCGGCCCCAGGCACGCCAGGAGGCCCUCGUCCUCCACCUCCAACGUCAGCCUCAGCAGCGCCACCGGGGCCGCGGCUGUUCAGCCCAUAGCGUCCUUCCCGGAGACUCCCGAGCCUGCAAAAGCCGAUAAAGCGGCUGCCAGCAAAGCUCCAGAGUUCCCCGCCAAGGCCGUAACAUCCCCUACCGGCGUCGCUGCGGAAGUCAAGCGAGAGCGCCCGGCAUCCUCUGAGAAGUCUCCCGUCGGGUCACCCGUGACGGCGUCGGUCGAGGUCAAACAGGAGUCCAAACCUGCUUCACCAACUACUCCCCCAGGGGCGAAGGAGACAACGAAAACCGAUAGUCCGACUGGAGAACAGAAGCCGGUGUCUCCAGUCAGCGACAAGGAUGCAUCUACAGCACAGCAGGAAACUAAACAGGUGUCCGAAAUUCCACAGUCACCCAGUGUGAAAUCUCCAGAACUGGCUGCGGAAGUCGUAUCAGAGUCACCUGCAGUGAAAGCCGAGGAAAAACCCGAGUCACCGGCGACCGACGGAAAGAUGACUCCGUCUAAAUCUGAUACACCCUCAUCUGACGUCACUGAAGCGAAAGUAGCGAUCCCAGAAGCACCUGCAGUCGUCGAGAAAGAGGCUGCUGCUACUUCUGCAGUACCUGCACCAGAUGAGCCAACGCCUGGACCGUCUACUGCCGAAAUCAGUUCCGCAGAGCGCCCGACGUCAAUACCUGACAUUCCCUCACCGUCUCCAGAGACUGGUGAGCUGCCCACUACCAGUGCCGUCACACCGACCACCGUCCUAGUUACGCCAUCAGCGGACGGUCCCGCUUCUCCGACUGCUGGCUCACCGGAAACGGGCGAGAUUCCGACGCCGACGGUCAGCAUCACAGUAUCGCCCGCACCUGACAGGACGCCGACAUCUUCCGACGACGAGGAACCGAUCGUUAUUCCCACACGGCAGAGGGUGCGAAAAGAGCCCGCCGAAAGUCCGACGACGUCAGUGGAUCAGGAACCUCCGUCUACGGCUGCACACGACUCUGCCAAACAGGCCACUGACACGGAGAGUGUGGAUGAAGUACUUACCAGCUCCCCGAAUAGAGGGCAGAGCGAGGCUACGACCGCGUCGAUGGUGGAGAGCAGGCAAGACUCGCGCGCCGACACGCCUCAUUCGGUGCUGGCCACAGCGGGCAGCGAACUGGAGGACUCCGCUGUAGACGAAGAAGUGCUGGGCGCUGCCGCUGCUAAGAUACAGGCGGGCUUUCGAGGCUAUAAGACGCGCCAGGAAUUGAAAAAUGGCGCGACUAGCGAGUCUCAGGAAGAGAAGCGAUCUGACGAGCUUAAGGAUCAGCCUAAGGAAAAUGAGGCACCGGAAGAGCUGGAAGCUGCAGCCACCAAGAUACAGGCGACUAUCAGAGGACAUCAGACGAGACAAAAACUCAAGGAAGAAGGCAUCGUUGCAACGAAAAAUGACAGCGUCGUAAUCGAUGCCAAUGUGGAUGCUGAUAAAGGAACGAUACCGGAGUCUCUGAUUGGUGACGAAGACAAAACCGCCCUCGAAUCGGCAGCCACGACGAUUCAGGCUACUUUCAGAGGGUACCAGACGAGACAGCAGGUAAAGCAGGAGAAACUGCAAGAAGCCGCGAAGGAUGAACAAAUACCUGGCGAAGCUGUGUCUACAGAUCAGGAUACAAAAGAUCAGCAACCGGUAACUGAAGAAGUUAAUGACGCUGUCCUUUUGGACAGCGACCCCUCUGCUUUGGAAUCGGCAGCCACCACCAUUCAGGCAACUUUCAGGGGCUACAAAACGCGACAAGAACUUCAGAAAGAAGGUAAGACGGAAGCUACAGAGGAAAGUGGCAAAGCUAAGGAUGUCGUCCAAGAGAAAAUCGAAAUGGAGGAAAAGAAGCCGGAGGUUAAGGAACUGGAGGAGAAAAAAGAAACUCCAAAGCCCGAUUCCAAAGAAGAAACCGUCGAAGCCAAAGGGACUAACCUGGAAAUUGGGGGAGAGAAGACUGAAAUUGAGGCGGAGAAAGAUGUUAAGGACGUCAAAGUAGAUGACGCGUCUGUUAUCGAAUCGGCUGUUACGACAAUUCAAGCCGCGUUCAAAGGCUACCAGACGCGGCAGCAACUAAAGAAAGAGGAACUUAUCGAUGCCGCCAAGGACAUCGCCGACGAUUCAGCGGCAGCUGUCGUCACGAAGGCCGGAGACGCCGUCCGAGACGCAGAGUCGCCAGUUCUCGAGUCGGCCGCCACUACCAUCCAGGCUGCGUUCCGGGGCCAUCAUACGCGGAAGCAGUUGAAGAACAAGGGAGACGUCGAUGAUAAGGAAGAGAGCAGAGCGCAGGCGGAGGACGGAGUUAGCACCACGCAAGCGCCGGAAGUGUCCGGCGCUACGGACGAAGCGGCACUGCACGCUGCCGCGGCAUCUAUACAGGCGACGUUCAGAGGUUACAAGACGCGCCAGCAGCUCAAGAACGAGGGAGCAGGGGGAGAGCCCGGUGAAGCCACGCCGGAGCAGUCCAGCAUCGAGCAGCAGCUGGCGGAGGCGUGCCAGGAGGCUGGCGCGAGUCCGGCCGCGGCGGAUCUGGAAGCGGCGGCGACGACCAUCCAGGCCAACUUCCGCGGCUUCCGGACGCGCAAGGAGUUCCAGCAGAGCCAGGCGUCCAACUCGGAGACGGGCGAGGCAGCGGUCCAGCCGCCGCCGGCUCCGCCACAGGAGGGCGCCGCCUACCACGAGAGGGUGCUGGACGCCGCCGCCACCACCAUACAGGCCACCUUCAGGGGCUACCAGACCAGGCAGAAGGUCGCCCAGCCUGGCGACAAGCCCGAGACAGCGGCAGACGCUAAGCAGGCUGUGCCGCAGUCGGAGGCCGCCCCUGAGGAGGCGUGCGUGCCGCCGCUGGAGGACAUGCUCCAGACCGCCCCCGCCGGCGGCGCAGCGCCGCUGGAGACGGCCGCGUCGCUGUCGCGCGCCUCCACGCUGGAGGCCAGCGUGCCCCCGGUGGAAGACACCGUGGCGGCGGCUGCGGCUGCUGCGACCGCCGGCAGGGAGGCGGCACUCGGCGCCCAGCCCCCGGAGGCCAGCGUGCCGCCCCCGGAGGACGCCCUGCCGCCCCAGCCGCAGCCGCCGCUCGGCACGCAGGCGUCGCUCGCCGAGAGUCUGCACGAGGCCGCCGUGCCGCCCCUGGAAGACCUGCUGGAGAAGACCGCCCCCGCGCAGGCGCGCCCGCCCGCCUCCUUCUCCAGCCACGUCUCGCUCGCCGACAACGUGCCCGACACCGACACGGCGGACGUGCCCGACAGCGUCCAGAAACCCGCAGCGAAUGUCGCCGUCGAAACGGCCGCGGAAAACGGCGCCGAAUCCGAGAAGACGACGGGAGCGACCCCUCGGCCUCCGUCCUCUAACGGUGCAGACGAGGAGGAGGCAGGUACUUCUCGAAAGGUCGAGCCGGAAAAUUCCGCUCCUUCGGAGGAACCAGAUUCCCAGACAGGUGGCGAGAAGCUCGACGCGAAAGCCGAAAGUUCCGAAACCGAACCGAAACCGGAUGAAAUGACAGCUGCCUUAACUCCUCAGCCAACCUCCAGCGCAGUUUCUGAUUCUGCGGACAAGACUGAACCAUCCUCGUCCGACGGGACUGCUCAGGAGGCGACCACUAGAAAAGAAGCUUCGGCGAAUAUUGUGCCGUCUUUGGUCGCACAGGCAGAGAAGGAAGUUUCUAAACUCGCUAUGGCGUCAGUCGAGGCACCCGUAGCGCAGAGUGUCGUUGUAGAGCCUGAGGCAAAUUCGAAGAAGGAGCCGUCGGUAGCUGCAGAGAGCUCAGAGAAAGGUGAUGUGGGACAAGGCCAAAAUGCGUCGGAGGCUGGUAACGAGGAUGUAAAGGAGGUCGAGGAAGAAGUGAAAGAGGACAAAGCUACUCGUAAAGAGGAACUGAAAACAGAAGUGCCUGUCGUGUCAGAGCCAGAAGCCGGUAAAGCGUCGAAUGAAAUAGAGAAAGGAGGUGACGGUUCGGAGGAGGUGCACGCAGAACCGACGCCAUCCGAAGCAGUGCCAGUGGUGAAACCUCCCUCGCCGAAAGAGGCGACGGCACCGUCGAGUGCUGAACCUGCACUGGAGGAUGCGCUACAGCCGAAAGCAGCUGAGGAAGUCACCCCACUAGUGGUCGCCGAAGCAGCAACCUCGAACGUGGGCGAAAUAAGUAAGGACGAGACGGGCUCCGUGGAGAGCUUGCCGGAACCUCCGACGGCGCCCCUCUCCCCCAAGGAGAGGAGUUCUCCGCCGUCGGAGGCGGGAGAGCCGCUGUCUAGCGACGCGGCGCUGCCGUCGCCCCCCCUCAGUAGCCAGGCGUCGCUGUCGGAGAGCUUACCGGCCGCCGCCUCGGCGCCGCCGCCGCUCGCUUCUGCUGCCGCUUCCACCGCGGCCGCCGCUGCCGAAGACUCGCCGCUGACGAGCACCGCGACGCCGGAGCCGCCGUCCGAGGACGCGCUGCCGCCGCCCCCCGGCCAGGGCAGCAGCCGCUCCGACUCGGAGGCGACGCCGGUGCCGGAGGCGGCCGAGGCGGAGACGGCGUCCGUCGCCAGCGCGUCGGGCGCCCCCGCCGUCGCCGAGGACUCGCAGGCGUCGCUGCCGCCCCCGCCACCCCCGCAGGGCGCCGCUGGCGACAGCCCGCCGGACUCCACAUCGGUCGGGGCGGGCGCUGCGGACGGCGACAGCAGUCUGCCGCCGCCGCCCGACAACGACAACAACUCGCUGACUGACGUUUCCAUGGUGACGGAUACGGCGUCGGAGGCGGGAGACGCGCAGAUUCCGCGCAGUCCAGAGACCGGCGAACAGAAGAAGAGGCCUUCUCAGAUGGAGGAGCUGUCGGCGCUCCAGCGACCGCAGGAGUGCGCCGAGCUGCCGCACCAGCAGCGGGGAGCCGCGCCGCUGGAGAACUCUCCAGACGACCUCGCUGAACUGGAGGAGGAAGAAUCCGUGUCCUCGUCGUCAGUGGACAGUGCUGCCACCAAGAUCCAGGCGGGCGUGCGCGGAUUCCUGACGCGCCGCCACGUCCAGCGCAUGCGCAGCACGCAGGCACCGUCACCUGGUGCCGCCACAGCUGGUACGAUUUCGGCCGGCACGAUGGGCAUGUCACUAGACAGCGCAAUGCCGAAGGCGGCCUCGGCUGCAGCCAGCGCCGCGACGCGGUCUGCAGAAGUGCUGGAGGAGGACGGCGAGGUGUGGGACACGCUCAAGAAGGAGAUGGACGACGCCGCCUCCACCAUCCAGAGCGGAUUCCGCGGCUUCCAGGCCCGCCAGAAGCUGACGCGCGCCGAGGCGGUGCGGGCGGCGAGCAGCGGCAGCAGCGGAAGCGGGGGCGGCUCGCUGGACCAGCCCACGCUGAGCCCCGGGCCCGGCUCCGGAGAGCUGCACGACUCGCUGGUGCUGCCGCCCCCACCGCCCCCGCCGCAGGAACAGGACAAGCAGUAGGCGUCCUGCGACGGCCUCCCGCUGGAUAAUGCUGCUGCACCCGCCGUCAACACUCAGACUUUCUUUCCCGAUACGAGCACGCUGGCUUCUCUCCGCUGUCAUCUGAAACAUCUGUCGAUAACUACACGCGUCACGCUACAAUUUCACAAAUCGUCUGCUAACGCUGUGCUCUAUUUAUGAAUCGUUUGCAUCUUUACUUCACAGAUUAGCACUGACGAAAUCUUACCAAACGAAGAGGAAAGUGUUACUGUUACUGGUCUGUACCUGCUGCUGUCGCCUAGGUCCCCCAUUCACGUUGCUAUGACUCUCGCGGGAAGUCAGUUUAUACUGUUCGGCUAACUACAGUUUAGCUGAUGGUGUGGACAUCUGUCUCUUUACGUAUGGCUGGAAGGAAAUGUACAGUUAAUAUUAAUAGAAGCAAGUGUAUAGUUAGGAUGCGUUUGUUGCUGUAGAAUUACGCUACAUUCUGUCGUUGAUUUAAGCCUGAGCUAACAUAGAUGACUUCGGCCGUUUGCCCCGUCAGACGGAGACAUCGAUUGCGUAGCAUUUACCAGAAAAUGGCUGGUUAGAUUUUCUAGAAAGUAUGUCAUUCAAAAUUGCAGGAUAAAGUAGUCGAAAACUGCAUGUUUGUGUUCAGAAAUGAUUGAUUAGGUUAUUUUUCCGGCUUCUGUUUGUUUGGACAUGGUAUAAAACUUCAACAGUGCCUCUACUGGUCCAUUCAACUCCUCAUCAGAUCCGAAUCCCCUACACAACGCAGCAAUGCUUAGUGCAAACAACAGCAUUAAGUAUUCCUUUUCAGACAGUUUUUUCUCUCGUCAAAUUCCUUUUUUACGAACUGAAAGACAGACUGACACAAUCUUCCCUUACUCAUUUUACACCUAGGUCCUUUUUUUUGAAGCGGAACAAGUAAUCAGCUUUUAACGAUACAAAGAAAUAACUUAGACAACGAUCAUUGCCGUAUUACUGACGUUACCUGGCGAGUCCCUAGUUUGUUGAGAAGUAGUCCCUUUGAAUCUUUGCGGUAGCAGCAAGCAACAAGAUUGCAGCACGAAUCUCUUCGCAGGACUCUGCUGCAGUCUCUCUGGAACUCAGGGACUGAGUAUCAAUUAGUCUUGCAUUGGUUCCCUAACAAGCAAGUGACGCUAUUUCUCCUCCAGAGCAAGUGGAGGAGACAAACACUGCACAAGAUGCAGUGGCCAGCUGGAAUCUCUGUAGGUGUUUCAAGCAAAUACUGUUAUUCGUUUAGUCACCGUCGUGCUGGGAACAAUACAUUCUCCUUUUCAGUGUUGGUGCUCUAGCUUAGCUCAUCUAUUAUUGUGAAACGGGCCAAACUGCCUAUAUUGUUCACUACAAUAAUAAUAAUUAUUAUUAUAAUAAAUCGAUGUGAUGUAUCUAGAGCAAUUAAUUGAUGUUUGUUAAAUUUCAAAUGCCGUAGAUAUAGUAUUUUAACAUUUUCCGAGCGAAAACCGCGGCCGAGAACGUUACCCAGUCUCUUUGUGAAUAAUAUAUAUUUUUCAGAAAAAUUAUGACCUGCUGUACAUACUUGCUGGUUAGCUGUCAUAGGACGUAUUUAUUACGAGCCUUACUUGUAGGUGAGUGAAAGCAAAAAAGAAGCGGGUAUGUGGCAUUUUCAACUCGAGUUCAGCCUGGUAUGAGUGUCGGUCAUUAACAAGAUAGUCAGAAAUACAUUUAUUUUGGAAGUCGAACUCUUUUUUGCAUUUUCUACCACACGAGAGUACAUGGGUCUGUAUCAGAAUCUUGUAUUCCUACACUCACGCCCUACUCAAGACUUGUAACAUCGAGUGAGCCGCCUGGUUAAAAAAAAAAAAAAAAAAAAAAAAAAGGUUGAUUCUGUAGACAAAGAUGUUGGUGUAGCCUAGUUGUUUCUGAGUCUGGGAUUUUGGAAGACGACUUCGCCUCCGGCGUUGGCCAGAAUGGGAAGCAUGAAUGGAUGCAAAUACUGGAUUUGCAGUGACUGAAGAAUGAGGAUCUAGUCGAUAACAGGGCCUUAAACAACAAGUAGACUAGUAUCCUAUUUUACAGGAGUUUUGUACGUUUAUAGUGUGUAGAUAGAGUAAAGAUCAUAUUAUCACUCCGAAGUGUCUUGUAAUUUCUCAUCUCUACACCUGAAAGAUUGUGAAGAGAAGUGUAGGACUUGUUAGUAAUGUUUCACUCUUUUAUACAUAUUCCUUGUCAGUUUCUCCCUUUUGUGAAAUCAGAUGUUUGAAAAUGUUAACUGCAUGUCCUUGAAUGUGCAUAUGUUUAUUAAAUUUGUGUUUUAUUUCUAUUGUUUAUGAAUAAGUCUAUGUGUACAUCUAAAAUUUGGAAAUACAUAUUAUGUAUACAUUGGGCAUUGAAAAUAAAGACUAGUCAAUAAAUGUU
This is a messenger RNA of Schistocerca americana (American grasshopper), 8385 nucleotides long. Its product is annotated as mucin-17-like. Gene Ontology annotation, molecular function: protein binding. Gene Ontology annotation, biological process: spindle organization; mitotic cell cycle; establishment of meiotic spindle localization. The record is from RefSeq and is a predicted model, not a curated record. Gene Ontology annotation, cellular component: spindle pole. The coding region runs from base 130 to 6003 and encodes 1957 amino acids. The transcript is spliced from 7 exons. Lineage: Eukaryota; Metazoa; Arthropoda; Insecta; Orthoptera; Acrididae.